Molecule: messenger RNA, 1703 nt
Organism: Lineus longissimus
Lineage: Eukaryota; Metazoa; Nemertea; Pilidiophora; Heteronemertea; Lineidae
Product: tubulin alpha-1A chain-like
Exons: 3
Coding region: 106-1461 (451 amino acids)
Biological process (GO): microtubule cytoskeleton organization; mitotic cell cycle
Cellular component (GO): microtubule; cytoplasm
Molecular function (GO): structural constituent of cytoskeleton; GTP binding
Source: RefSeq, a predicted model, not a curated record
CUUCCCGCCAUCUCUCUCACCGGGACCCAUUCGAGUCGUAUCGUGAGCGUGAAUCUCGGGCUUUCCUCAACUAUUUUCCCCUAAAUCGUCCAUAUCAAGCUAAAAAUGCGUGAAUGUAUCUCAAUCCACAUUGGUCAGGCUGGUGUCCAGAUUGGAAAUGCCUGCUGGGAGUUGUACUGCCUGGAGCACGGGAUCCAGCCUGAUGGCCAGAUGCCCAGUGACAAAACAGUAGGGGGCGGUGACGACUCCUUCAACACCUUCUUCAGUGAGACUGGUGCCGGCAAACAUGUACCCAGGGCUGUCUUUGUAGAUUUGGAACCCACAGUAGUUGAUGAGGUGCGAACUGGAACCUACCGUCAGCUCUUCCACCCUGAACAACUCAUCACUGGUAAGGAGGAUGCCGCCAACAACUACGCCCGUGGUCACUACACCGUUGGAAAGGAGCUUGUUGAUCUAGUUCUUGACAGAAUUCGUAAGCUAGCUGAUCAGUGCACUGGUCUCCAGGGAUUCCUCCUCUUCCACUCCUUUGGUGGUGGUACUGGAUCUGGUUUCUCUUCCCUACUUAUGGAGCGUCUCUCUGUCGACUACGGCAAGAAGUCCAAGCUCGAGUUUGCCAUCUACCCAGCUCCGCAGAUCUCCACAGCCGUUGUUGAGCCAUACAACUCCAUCCUGACCACUCAUACCACCCUUGAGCACUCCGAUUGUGCUUUCAUGGUCGACAACGAGGCCAUCUACGAUAUCUGCCGCCGUAACUUGGACAUCGAGCGACCAACCUAUACCAACUUAAACAGGCUCAUUGGUCAGAUUGUCAGCUCCAUCACCGCUUCCCUGCGAUUUGAUGGUGCACUCAAUGUUGACUUGACUGAGUUCCAGACCAACUUGGUGCCAUACCCACGUAUCCACUUCCCUCUGGCCACCUAUGCUCCAGUCAUCUCUGCGGAGAAGGCCUACCAUGAGCAGCUCUCAGUUUCUGAGAUCACCAAUGCCUGCUUUGAGCCAGCCAACCAACUGGUGAAGUGUGACCCACGUCACGGUAAAUACAUGUCUUGCUGCAUGUUGUACCGUGGAGAUGUUGUCCCUAAGGAUGUCAAUGCUGCCAUUGCCACCAUCAAGACCAAGAGGACCAUCCAGUUCGUUGACUGGUGUCCAACUGGUUUCAAGGUCGGAAUCAACUACCAGCCACCAACUGUCGUCCCAGGUGGUGACUUGGCCAAGGUCCAGCGUGCUGUCUGCAUGUUGAGCAACACAACCGCCAUCGCCGAGGCCUGGGCUCGUCUUGACCAUAAAUUUGAUCUGAUGUAUGCCAAGCGUGCCUUUGUCCACUGGUACGUCGGAGAGGGUAUGGAAGAGGGAGAGUUCUCCGAGGCCCGUGAGGAUUUGGCUGCUCUUGAGAAGGAUUACGAAGAGGUCGGUGUUGACUCCGUUGAGGUUGAGGGUGAGGAAGAGGGCGAAGAAUAUUAGAACAGGUUCAUACUCUAAUAACAUUUUUGCAAUGCCUUAUUUUGCAAUAUCUGGACUUAAAUUUGUAAACUGCCUGUAAGAACAAUCUUGCGAUAAUUCUGCUUCCGUAAAAUUCUGCAUCUUUUUGUUACCGGUAAUGUAACAUGUUCAGACUUUACAUCUGCCCUGUCCGUGCUUAAAACGGAUGACUGUGAUCAAGUCACUGUUUUUGUCAUUGGAUUCAAUAAAUUUUUAAGUUGAAA